Molecule: messenger RNA, 1762 nt
Organism: Engraulis encrasicolus (European anchovy)
Lineage: Eukaryota; Metazoa; Chordata; Actinopteri; Clupeiformes; Engraulidae
Gene: noxo1b
Product: NADPH oxidase organizer 1b
Exons: 8
Coding region: 55-1659 (534 amino acids)
Biological process (GO): superoxide anion generation
Cellular component (GO): cytoplasm
Molecular function (GO): superoxide-generating NADPH oxidase activator activity; phosphatidylinositol binding; protein binding
Source: RefSeq, a predicted model, not a curated record
GUUGACACAAGGUUCUCUCUUUCCUUUAGUUUCUCUCCUAACUUUUGUUUUAUAAUGGAUCAACGUUUUCCAACGAGUGUGCGCGUCAUCGGAGUGAUGCACAAGGAGAAAUCUAAGAUGUUUAUGGCUUCUGUGAUCUGGUCAGACAGAAAUGAAGUGGUCAUCUACAGGUCCUUCCAAGACUUCAAGAAACUCCAUAAACAACUGAAAAAGAAGAUUCCCACCCAAAAUCCAUUUCGCAAAGCAGACAGAGUUCUUCCCAGAUUUAGAGUGGUGAAGAAGAACUUUCAGAAGAAAGGUUCCAAUAAGAGUCUGCUGCGGGUGAAGGCCCUGGAGAAGUACUGCACGGAGCUCCUGCAGUGUGACACCAGCGUCAGCCAGAGUUCAGAGGUCGUCCAGUUCUUUCACCCCAAAGACCACGACCUGGAGCCGGAGUUUCCCAAAAACAGCAUCAUGAUCGUGCCCUCAGAUGACCUCUCGGAGGGGGUGUCGGAGCUGCAGGAGAAGCGCCUGAGCAUGGGCAACAUCACACAGCCGUUCAUGAGCCAGAGCUACCGCGCCGUGGCCCCCUACGAGACCAAGGACACCAAGAGCAGGCCCUUCAAGGUCACCGUCAACGAAACCCUGGACGUGCUCAUCAAGGACCCUAAAGGCUGGUGGCUGGUAGAGAAUGAACAGAAAUGUUUGGCCUGGUUCCCUGCCCCAUACCUGGAGCCCUGCGACGAGGAGCAAGAUGAAUACCGUGACACUUUCUCUGAAGAUAUGCUGUACUGCGCUGCGAGGAACUACGUCUCCAAGAACAGGGAUGAGGUGUCAGUCAGCAUGGGAGCUGUGGUGGAGGUCUUGCGCAAGUCUGAUGAUGGCUGGUGGCUUAUCAGACACGACAACAGAGUUGGCUACGUGCCCUCCAUGUACCUGCAGCCCUACAACAACCCCUUACUCGGCCUCCAGAAGAAGCUUCACAACUCCACAUUCAACCUGUCCGCCCUCGCCAGCACCACCACGCCCAUGAGCUCCAGGAACGCCACCCCACAGCCCCCCACCAUGAUGCCCAGGCCAGGCCACCUGAACCCCCUCAGCAGCCGCUCACGCUCCCUUGCCGACCUUCUGGAGCCCCGGGCACCACACGUGCAUGGCGCCAACACCAGGAUGCCCGCCACCGCCACAGGGCCGUUGGGUGAGGAAGGCGAGGGCGCAGGGGGCGCCGUGGCAGGUGGCAGCCGCAAGAGCAGCAUCAGCACGGGCAGCGCCGAGACCGACUUCAGCUUCAGCUCCUCCGGCAGCUCGGACGCCGAGGCCCAGACCCAGACCCAGCAGCAGGGGACGACAGCCAGGGAGGCUUCUCCCGUGCAGGCCCAGGUCGUGGCUGCUGCCUCUAGGCCUGACACUCCAGCUAGCUCUGGUGGCGGUCCCAGCACCAGCAGAUCCUCCUCCCCUGCUGGUGGCAUUAAUGGUGGUGGUGGUGGUGGUGGCAACAGCAGUCCCACUGCUAGAACCCCAGCUCUGGCUGUCGCGGCUGCUGCUGCUGCUGCUCCCAGGGUGCCCCCCAGGCCCCAGGCACAGGAGAUCUUUGCCCGCUGCACCACCUACACCCGCAAGGCCGCCAUGGCCUCCCGGGCACGGCUCAUGCCACAGCAGAUGCAGAUCCCCACUCGCUAACUACUAGCGUGAGACAGUUGAGCUAGCGCUAGAGCACAGUUGAUGCUACAGUACAGCAAGUUGAGAUUCCCACACGCUAGCUAGCGCAAGAUAGCUGAGCUAA